AUGAAAGGAGUAUUAAAAGCAGGAACAACAAGGCAGAGUAAAACUGUUCUCAAAAGUACAUCGAUGGACGUACGUUACAGCCAGCAUAGAAUAAUUUUAGGAUCAUCAACAUCAGAAUUUUUGGAAACUCAAUUACUACAGAACCAGAAAUGGUUGAAAGAAGAAAUUCAGAAAGAGGUGAACUGA
Clunio marinus is the source of this 186-nucleotide messenger RNA. Lineage: Eukaryota; Metazoa; Arthropoda; Insecta; Diptera; Chironomidae. The record is from the annotation of a GenBank genome assembly.